AUGGAUCUACAAAUAUUUGUACUCUCAAAUAUAUUGUUUUCGACAAUAUUCUUCUUUCAUUAUUACAACUCCUACUGUUGUUCUGGUGGUACUACUACUUCAUUCGACUUACAUCCCCCUGAUGAAAAGCCUAGUAACAGUAAUGAACUAGGAGAAAUCCUAAGGCUUCAUGGCAUCAAUGAUGGCCAUGCAAAGAUUUCAUCUAAAGGGAUGAUGACUGUCGCUGACUUUGGAGCUAAAGGUGAUAGUAAGACAGAUGACUCUAAGGCUUUUCUGAAGGCAUGGAUGGAAGCUUGCUCCUCUAAAAACGAUAUUAGUCUCGUAAUCCCUAAGAAGAAAUUAUAUCGCCUUAAACCAGUUACAUUUUUAGGUCCUUGCAAGUCUAAUAUUACAAUUAAGAUAGAUGGAGCCAUCGAAGCUUCUGUAAAUCGAUCCGACUAUAAAGGACAUUGGAUUAUCUCCAAGAAGAUUAAAAAUCUUAUUGUUGAAGGUGAUGGGACGAUUAAUGGAAAUGGAAAUAUUUGGUGGAAGAAUUCAUGUAAAAUUAAUAGUUCUCUUCCCUGUACACAUGCGCCAACGGCUUUGAGCUUCAUAGAGUGCAAGAAUCUUAGAGUUGAAAACAUAACAGUAAAAGAUGCACAACAAAUGCAUCUAACUUUUCAGAAAUGUAUGAAUGUUGAAGCUCGCAAUCUACUGAUAACUGCCCCAAAAGAAAGCCCGAAUACAGAUGGAAUUCAUGUCACAAGAACUCAAAAUAUCAAGAUUAUCAACUCUGUUAUCAGUACAGGCGAUGACUGCAUCUCCAUAGUUAGCCGGUCCAAAAAGGUACACGCAAUUAACACAACCUGUGGACCAGGCCAUGGAAUCAGUAUUGGGAGCUUGGGUCGGAGAAAUUCUGAAGACUAUGUUUCGCAUGUGAUGAUAGAUACCGCAACACUUAAUAAAACCACAAAUGGUGUUAGGAUCAAGACUUGGCAGGGAGGGUCAGGAAAAGCCAACAACAUAUCUUUCAAAAAUAUUGUUAUGUACGAUGUCAAGAACCCAAUAAUCAUUGACCAAAACUAUUGUGAUCAAGAUGACCCUUGCGAUGAACAGGAAUCGCGAUCAGCUGUUCAAAUUAGCGGCAUAUUAUACAAGAACAUAACAGGAACUAGCGCUUCAGAAGUUUCUGUACGUUUUCGUUGCAGCAAAAAUCAUCCAUGUCGAGAUAUUGUUUUGCAAGAUAUAAAUUUAGUGAGAGUUGAUCGUGGAAAAACAGUUAAAGCUUCAUGCAAUAAUGUUAAAUGGACCCAAAUCGGAGAGGUUUUGCCUGGUUGUAGUAGUGAUAAUUUGUUUGUGUACAUCGCAACCAUUGCUCUGUAA
This is a messenger RNA of Papaver somniferum (opium poppy), 1362 nucleotides long. Its product is annotated as polygalacturonase QRT2-like. Gene Ontology annotation, molecular function: polygalacturonase activity. Gene Ontology annotation, biological process: pectin catabolic process; anther dehiscence; fruit dehiscence. The record is from RefSeq and is a predicted model, not a curated record. The coding region runs from base 1 to 1362 and encodes 453 amino acids. The transcript is spliced from 9 exons. NCBI's taxonomy places the organism in Eukaryota, Viridiplantae, Streptophyta, Magnoliopsida, Ranunculales, Papaveraceae.